This is a messenger RNA of Vicia villosa (hairy vetch), 4660 nucleotides long. RefSeq lists its product as uncharacterized. Lineage: Eukaryota; Viridiplantae; Streptophyta; Magnoliopsida; Fabales; Fabaceae. The transcript has 2 exons. Bases 1960 to 4311 code for a protein of 783 amino acids. The record is from RefSeq and is a predicted model, not a curated record.
UUCUCAAGUAAAAUUUACCUGCUUCUUACUUGUUAAUCGGUCUGGAUCGGUUUUGAGGCAAAAACUCAUUCGUACCAGCGUCUCUCAAAUGUCGCCCGGAGGCCUUCCUGAAGAACUUAUCACAGAAGUCUUAUCAGUCCUUCCUGUGAAAUCUAUUUUACGAUUCAAAUGCGUCUGCAAGCCAUGGGAAUUUCUCAUCUCUGAUCCUUUUUUCGUCGAAAAGCAUCGUCAUCAAUCACAAAAACGAAACAAGCAUCUCGCGCUGAUCGUGUGCAGGCCUUUCACGCGUAGUGCUGAAUAUUAUUAUGACAGGGACUGUUCUGUCGUACCAUUUCCCCUCAACAGAUUACUACUUAAUCCAUCCAUAACCAUUCCCAUCCUUCCUCAUCACCGAUUGCGAUAUAAGCGCUGUUUCCGAGUCAUCGGUUCCAUCAAUGGAUUGAUCUGUUUGUUUAAUUCUUAUAGAACUCGCAGCGGUCCAUAUGGUCCGUAUCAUCGAAACACCUGGUUCCGUUUGUGGAACCCGGCCACCAAGACAAUAUCUCAAAAAUUAGGCUCAAUUAUCCAUCCCUCUAUCCAUCCAUAUUAUUCUGGAGAAGAUCGAUCUAACUAUCUCAGGUUUGCAUUUGGUUAUGAUAAAUCAACAGACACUUACAAAGUAGUGGCAUUCUGUCCUAACGAGGUGAAAAUUUUCAGUUUUGGUGAUAAUGUUUGGAAAACUAUUCAAUGUUUCCCUGUAAUUCCUUUAUAUCAUGUGGUUGUGGUUCGCCAUCAACACCAGCGUGUCAACGAAGGUGUGUAUUUGAGUGGCACUAUUAAUUGGUUGGCCAUUUUAAAUUGUGAAUACUUUUGCACAUACAUCGAAGAUCUAGAUGUUCCAAAAAUGGAUCAAUUUGUGAUUAUCUCGCUCAACCUGAACAAGGAGACAUACCGUCGGUUGCUUCCCCCGUGUAUAGAGGAUGUCCCGUAUAUUUUGCCAACUAUAAGUGUGUUGAGGGACCGUCUUUGUUUUUCCUACCAUAUUGAGACUACUCAUUUUUCUAUAUGGAUGAUGAUGGAAUUCGGAGUCCAAGAGUCUUGGACUCAAUUUCUUACUAUUAGUUAUGUGGAUCUUCAAAUUGAUUAUGAAUCCCGUCGAUAUGGUUAUGAUUAUCUACUCUAUCCACUGUGCCUUUCUGAGGAUGAUGACACAAUAAUACUAUCAAAUAGUCACGAAGAGCAGGCCUUUCUCUAUAAUUGGAGAGAAAAUAGAGUAGAGAAAACUAGAAUUACCAACAGUGUAUUGUGGAUGUUUUCUCCUACCUAUAUCGAAAGCUUGGUUUCCACUGGUGGUUGAAAGACGGAAACCCCAAUUUCAAGCCCAUUAGACGUUGUUGAUGGUUGCAUGCAAUAUGGUAAGAAGAAAGGGAAAAAAAAAAAGAGAGAAAUAUGCCGGAAUUUAUAGUCCUCUUGAUGUUUCUUUUGAGACCUUUGCAGAAAUUUAGUGAAUUUGUCACUAACUAUGUGUAAGGAUGCAAAACUCUGUAAUAGAUAUUCUUGCAGUUGCAUAAGUUUAAUUAUAUGUUUGUUUCUCACCCUUGUGUUUGAUAGAGACCCGAGUAUGAGUUAAAUAGGAAAAAGAGCUAUUAUUGUAAUAAAGAGUGUGGUGAGGUUAUAUGGUACAUAAUGAGUGGGGUAGGCUGCUUAGUUGGCAAGUUUGUUAUGCCUCUUAGCAGUAUAUAGAGUGAGGUGAGGGAGUGUGGGGAUUAUCAUGGAAGAAUAUAGUUUGUUAUGAACAGUUGGCUUCAAGCCUCUGUAGGAGCUAUGCUCUGUGGGCAUUAGGAUAUUCAUCCUCUUGCAUUUACCUUUCCUCUUGCAUUUACCUUUCAGUUUUAGAAAUAAUACACUAUUUUUCAUAUUUGUGCAUUUUAAUCCAUUUCUUAUAUAUUCUCUAAGUUGCGGAUUUUCGGGUUCGCAACAAUGGUCCGACCUGCCGGAUCCGACGGAGAGCCAGUGAUAUCUACGAAGGUGGUUCCUAGAUUCGACGGAACAGAAGAUGGUUAUUGGUGGCUGAUCCAAUUAGAUCGGUAUUUUGAGGCUAACACUUGGCUUUGUGAAGGAAGAAAGGUGGGAUGGGUGACUGCAUUUGGGUUGUGUGGUAAUGCUUUUACCUGGUGGCUUUCUUGGAAGAAAGGUAAACAGGAUGUCACAUGGCAGAAUUUUGAAAGGGCUUUCAUUAUGAAAUUCAUCCCAGAUCUGUGGGAGAUGAUGGAUCCUGCAGAAGUUGAGGAGGAAGAAAACCAUGAUUAUGUUUUGAAUAAGACUGCAGAGAGCAAUUCAAUGCCAAAGGGUGCCGAGAAUCAAUCUGUGCUAGAUGUGAUGAACAACACUGGAGAAAUUACGUCUUGCAAUGAAUUACGACCAAGGUUAACACCUCAGUCAGAAAAGAUCGCAGAGAUGGUAACGGAGAAGAAAGAAGUGAAUGAGGUACAAAGAGGAAAGAAUCAGGUGUUUGUGUUUAAGCCUCCUCUGUCGCCGGAACCGACGGACUUGGGUUCACCAAUUAAGACUUUACUUGAACCAAAGCCACCUGAACUACUCCCGCUGGAAUUAAGUCCGUCAGAUUCGCGAUACUCUGAUCAACUCACGACAACACAUCCACGGGGAGAACCGCCACCCAAACCCUCAGAUGGGUCGAUUCUGGUUGGAGGCAUAUGUGAGACAAUUCUUCCUCAAUCGGAAUAUUCAAUCAUAGUUCACCGUGUAAUAACGAUGAAGUCACUGCAGAACGAGUUAGAACGGGUGCGUGUAAUAGAAGAUCCGACCCGAAUGAAAGAGGGAGAUAUAAGGGCAAAUCUGUCAUUUUGUAAGUUAGGUCAAGACUUAAACAUAAUGGGCCUGGUCCAAUUAGAUGAGGUCAUAUCACUACUGGGCCCAAUUGCAAUGGGUUGUAACCAAGGGAAAUCCUAUAGAAUCUACACAAAGAGGCACAUAACGCAGAAACCUGUGUAUUUGGAUUCCAAUCCUCUGUUACGACAAUCCAAACCACCGCCACUGCCAAUUCUUCAUGUUAAGAAUGUAAAGUGGCUCACACCCAGUUUGGAUUUGACAAGCGAGAUGUUAUUUUUGAUGGGGGUACAUAUCAUAAAAAUAAAAAAUGGUUAUGUGUGUUGUUUUUCACACUUACAAAACGCAGAGCUAGUGACUAAGCAACGAGAAGGUUCGACUUCCGCUAAGCAGUAUUUUCCCCAAUCCAUUGCUCCAAAUAUUAAUCAUGAAGGCAGUGGGAUGAGCUCUCUUAUUUUCACAAAUGGGUUACAGAGGAGUCUCGGGAAGGAACUCGUAGAAUUUUUGGGAAGAGGAGCAUCAUGGGUUCUAAAACUGAAGAUUAGCAAGAAAGAGAAACAGAAGACUUAUGUGGCUACAAGGACAAGGGCGAUAUCCAGGUAUGAGAGUAGUAAAUCAGUACAUGUUGCUACAAGAAAAACACUUGAUAAUUUUGGUCAAAGUGCAAAUGAUGUCCCUUUGGAACUCGAUGAACAUGAGCCAGAAUUUCUUCUUCUCAUAAAUGUAGAGUCUCCCUUCAUGGAGAAGUCUCUAAUAGCUGCAGACCAUACACCUAAAAGGGUUAAGACUGAUAAGAAUAUGCUUUCCUAUAAUAUCCUGAGAAUAAAAUCAUUGACCAACAUAUUACUUGAUAUUGAGAAGGAAAUACAAGCAUUGGGUGUUGAGCUAGUCUUAAUUGACUCAAUACUUGCAGCUUCAAGGAAAGAGACAAGUACACCUACUGAUUGUGCUUUGAUAAAGCCAUCAAGACACCACAUGUUUGGAAAUGUAGCACUUGCAGUAUGUUAUGUUCUGGGUAUUCAUAGGUUUGCAAUGGAACUAGAUGGGUAUGAUCAAGGAUUGGUAACAAGUACAAGGUCUAUUAUUGUGGUCAAUUACAUGGUGCCUAAACCAAUUUUGGUCAGUAUUGACCCACUUCAAGUUCUUGAGGCAAUCAAAAGAAUUUUGGGUUGUAUAUAUCCUUUGGUUUCCAGAAUUUUGUCUUAUAUGGGACCUGUUUUAAAUAAAUCUAUAGAGAGGAAUGAUGGUUUUACAAGGGGGCCAUUAGGUUUGGCAAUUAUGUCGUUGUAUUACGUUGUACCGAUCCGACAAUGGGAUCCAGGAGAGUUCAAUUUUCCUAUGGCAGCUACAACUUGUGACUACUGUUGGAACGGUUUGCUCAACUUUGUAUUUGAUAGAGGCAAGUUUGAUGGAUGCAAAUUUCAACCUUGGGGACAAGGUUGUUUUGAAGGGGUGGGUAUUGAUAGAGACCCGAGUAUGAGUUAAAUAGGAAAAAGAGCUAUUAUUGUAAUAAAGAGUGUGGUGAGGUUAUAUGGUAAAUAAUGAGUGGGGUAGGCUGCUUAGUUGGCAAGUUUGUUAUGCCUCUUAGCAGUAUAUAGAGUGAGGUGAGGGAGUGUGGGGAUUAUUAUGGAAGAAUAUAGUUUGUUAUGAACAGUUGGCUUCAAGCCUCUGUAGGAGCUAUGCUCUGUGGGCAUUAGGAUAUUCAUCCUCUUGCAUUUACCUUUCCUCUUGCAUUUACCUUUCAGUUUUAGAAAUAAUACACUAUUUUUCAUAUUUGUGCAUUUUAAUCCAUUUCUUCUAUAUUCUCUAAGUUGCGGAUUUUCGGGUUCGCAAC